AUGGGCAGUGGGAAUUAUCCGCCGAACGAGAAUCCAUCAAACGCAUUUGACAGCAAUGUCACAACAAAAUAUCUGAAUUUUGGCACAGACGAGGUUGAAUGGGGUCUGAAUACAGGUCUCUACCUCACACUGCAACGAGGUACAUCUAUAGCUAUGGGUCUGAGGUUUUCCACAGCCAACGAUUUCCCAAAUCGUGAUCCAUUAUUCGUAACGUUAGAAGGAAGUAAUCAGUCCAACGCAAGUCUCAAUCUCGGCUCUAGCUGGACUCUUAUCUACAGUGGCCCCAGUGGUUUAGCAACUGAUCCAGGCAGGUACAGCUGGGGUGAAAUACAAUGGUUUUCAAAUUCGAUACCUUAUGCGAGCUAUCGACUUCUAAUUACUCAAAAACGUGGCAGUGAAAAUUCUGUCCAAUAUUCUGGAUUUCAACUAUACGGCUACCCUCGACUCGUACCACAACUUCAUCUAAAAAUAAUUCAAAAUACAACAACUAAUGGAUUAGAAUCAUCUGUUCCAGUUACUUGUACUACUUCUAUUACAACAUCUUCGGUUAUAGUUGAAUAUGUCACUCAUAUAUUAAGUAAAUGUAAUGAUAACGAUAUAUUAAAUCCUAUUAUGGUUGGUUUGGGUCUAAUGACACAAACAGAAGAGUUUUACAAUUCUGAUUCAAUUCAAUCAAUAUUCACGGCCGUUCUGCCAUUGCUGGCAGAAUAUAUAAUUCAAAAUAGGAACAUUGAACAACACACAGACAAUAGUAAUCUGCAUUACGUGUAUUGGCUAUUGUGCAAGAUGACUGGUGUUAUGAUUGCUAGCCCACAACAAAAUUCAUUGGAAAUGGAACAUACCGAAAAAGCUUGUUAGCGCAGCUGCUCCUAUGGGACUAAAAUGUAAAACUCACAUAUCUUCUCCAGCUUCAUUAAACUAAUACAAAAUAUAUAAAAUCAGAAACCUCUCGUUCAAUAUAGUUAUUUUGUAGGAUAGUCGAAAAUCAAUGUAUUUUUCUCAUUUCUACAGACGUUCUAUUUUUAUCUUGUAUUGUUGCUAUUCGCUCACUAUUUUUCAUAACUAUAACUUGAUCAAUUUUGCAAAUAACGGUUUAGAAAAACUGACGUCUUUUAUUCUCGAUGGCUAAGGUCUGUAGUGCGGGUAGGGGUGACUGUAAUGGGAGCCUCCGUUGCUAACAAUGCAGGUGUUUGCCCUGUCCCCAAGAAAAAUGCAAUCUAUUAGCAUCAAAUGAAAGUCCUCAGUGCCAAACUAACAAGGUUAAAAUAUAGGCUGCCCUUGACUUGUCCUAAGGGAGAUAUUCAAUUUUUAUUGUAGUCAUUUUUGUGU
This is a messenger RNA of Rotaria sp. Silwood1, 1329 nucleotides long. Lineage: Eukaryota; Metazoa; Rotifera; Eurotatoria; Philodinida; Philodinidae. The record is from the annotation of a GenBank genome assembly.